Messenger RNA from Hypoxylon fragiforme, 2449 nucleotides. RefSeq lists its product as uncharacterized. The transcript is spliced from 2 exons. The record is from RefSeq and is a predicted model, not a curated record. Bases 683 to 1930 code for a protein of 415 amino acids. Lineage: Eukaryota; Fungi; Ascomycota; Sordariomycetes; Xylariales; Hypoxylaceae.
CAAUAAUGAAUUUUACCAUUAUACCAUUCAAAUAAUCGGCCAAUCAAACGAUUUACCAUUCAUAUUCUCAACAAUAGUAAAUCUCGAUCUGAUCCAACGCACAAUCACUCUUUCUCCCAAAACUACUAUAUAAAACGGACACUUCUGCCAACUUUCCCUCCAUUCCCUCUCUCCUCCAUCCUAAUUUUCUAUUCCCAAGAAAAGAAAAGAAAGAAAAAGAAAAAACACAACAUACUAGUUGGCCUUAAUCCCUUAUCUCCACAGAUCAUUCACGCACUAGAUAACUCUGUCUACUGCUACUUUCGGGUAUCUUUCCAUACCCUCAAGUCAACAGUUCUGCUACGUGCAGAAACAUCUAGUCCAUUCUUGUCUUUAGACAAACUACAGGUACUUAUCUUACCCUUACCAGCUUCUGAUCUGCUCCAUCUCUUACCGUCCAUAGUAUUCAUUGAUCACCAAACAAACCAAACAAACCUAUCGAUCAAUACAAUACAAUGGCCUUUCAGAGUGCCGCCACUAUGGCUGUUCAAGCCUCAAUCGACCGGUAAGUUUUAGACUUUCACCCUCUUCAUCAACCAAAGCCAUUUCUUCAGAAUCAGACUAAUAUAUCUGUCAUUGUAGAUACGAUGAGAGCCAAGCUUCUUAUCUUGAGACUCUGCCCGCCGAGCUGAAGUUCUUGAUAAUGAAGUUCAGUGAUCCGAAUUCGUUGAAGAACCUUGCCUUGACAGGUCCGCGACUUUACACCUUCAUCAAACCACAUGAAUUCCGGUACAACACUGGGAUUCUCAUGAAGACGAUCGGUCCUGAAUUGUUGCCUCUUGCGGUCGCACGGCUCAAGGCGGAGAGCACUGGUUGGCGCUUCAAUAGCUACAAUGAGCGACCUCAGUCGGUGGUUCGUGAAAUCGAGAACUUCAUCGAUCACUAUCUUCACUUUGGAUUCAACUACCGAAGUCCCGGCUCGGUCAAAAUCAACUUCAGCCAGGCGGUCCAGCUUCUAGACUUUCAUGAGGCUGCCAUCUACUAUGCGCGCACUCUGGCCCAAAAGGCUUUGAAAUCUAGCCCUCGAGAAAUUCGACUUGGGCCAAAUGGAACGUGGCUAGAAACACUACCUGCCACCCCAUCAUACGCCGCCACCAUAUCGGCUGGCGAAGCCAUGCGGUUCAAGAGGGCAAUGUACAUCUUUCAGAUGGCAUGCGCAUUGUUCCCUGAUGACCUCGCUCUGUCUCGCCCGCUGCGUCCUGUGAUGCUGCGAUUCUUCCAGGUAUUCGCGCCCUGGGUAAAUCAACAGGUGCGAUGCAUCGAGACAAUGUUCGAGAACCAUCUCUACAAUGUGGUCGAACAUGCAAAUGACGUCGCGUCGGAAGACCACGGUGUACGGCCCUUCACGUCGCCAGUCAAAGGCCACCUAGCCAAGUUCGUGGUCAGCUCCGAUCUUGAAACUAUCUAUCGGGAAGAGAUGGCGGGCGCGUUGCCUCAAUACCUCACCUUCGUGGCGACCCGGCGUCCAGCCCUACCACGCUACCGAACAGAAGUUUGUCUUCCCAUUCACGACAAAGGAUGGCUCAUUCGAGAUGGCGCAACAAACAACUACUCGCUUCUCACCCAACAUCUCACUCAACGCUACUUGGAGAAUGACUCUGGCCCUUUCGAUGCGUGGUUCCGAACCCUCAUCGAGGGCAUCGUAGAGAACCCUAUUCUCCGCAGAAGCGAGGGUAUCUACAGAAAGUGCGAUAUGUGCUUGACAAAGUGGGGAUUUGUCUUCUGGGACCGAGCCAAGCUGGACUACCAGACCAACUGGUCCUUGCCAACGGGCGAGGCAAUGAAAGUCAUGGCGACUGGUGUCUUGUUCGACGAUGAGGACAUGCGACGAGCCAGUGUGGGUAGACAAAGUGGCGGAUGCGACUGCGACCGACCUUGGGACAGAUCUUAGAUCUAGGUCGGCUGGAUCGUACUGGCGGAUCGGUUAUGGGGAUUCGAGUUUGUUGGACAACUGGUUGAGACAUUGGAUCCCGGAAUUUUUGUCCACGGGCGAUUGUUAUCGCCGGUAAAGCUAUAACCUUGUAGCUAAAAUACCAAAACUGCUCACAUAGUAGUCUCGACUAGACGGUUUCUAAUACAAUAACUGUCCUCCCCCCAAAUUAUUGGUUUUCUAUGUGAUUAACUUGAAACCAAUGCCUAAUGCUCUAAACUUAUGUAGCUUCCGAUGAGUAUUCUUUCGUGUGAUCACUAUGGAGUAGGUAGUCAAAUAAGACAAUCGCUAUAGAUAGUUCAUUGUUACCUACACCCGAAUCACUACGUAACUCCACGAACUGUAGGGGAUUGCCCUUAAAAUAAGACUAUAGGAUAUAUUACUCCAAUCGAAGCGGUAAUUAGGGAGGAAUGAAAUGUGCCCUUAAUCCAGAAACCUUUGUAGAUAAAUAUGCUGGUAGGUAAAUGUAUGAGGUUAGGG